AUGGUUGAAGACUUACUAUACAGGCUAAAUAACAGGCGUCCAAUGACUCCUCCGCUGAAAGGCACCAACUAUAACUACGGCCUGAACACAGACACGAUGAGCUACUGGCUGGACUACUGGGCGAGCAACUACAACUUCACGACGCGGGAAGAGUACUUGAACCAGUAUCCACAGUUCUUAACAAACAUCCAGGGUCUAAAAUCCACUUUAUCUGGAUCAAACCGGAGCAUUCCACUUCUGAUGCUGCACGGGUACCCAGGGUCCGUGCGCGAGUUCUACGACGUUAUUGAUGACAUCAUCAAGCCCACUGGCCGGGACUUCGUGGUCGAAGUCGUGAUCCCUAGCUUUCCUGGAUUCGGUUACUCAGAUGCUACCAACUACCCAGGACUCGGUACUGCAGAGAUGGCGUUCAUAUUCGAGAAACUGAUGACCAGAUUGGGUCACGAGCGGUUCUACGUCCACGGGGAGACGCGGGGCUGUCAUAGGAAAUAA
Manduca sexta (tobacco hornworm) is the source of this 492-nucleotide messenger RNA. Its product is annotated as juvenile hormone epoxide hydrolase-like. The annotation marks the transcript as partial. Gene Ontology annotation, biological process: epoxide metabolic process. The record is from RefSeq and is a predicted model, not a curated record. Gene Ontology annotation, molecular function: epoxide hydrolase activity. The transcript is spliced from 3 exons. Lineage: Eukaryota; Metazoa; Arthropoda; Insecta; Lepidoptera; Sphingidae.